GUUGAGUUCACUUGCCUGAUAGUUCCAGUAUCAGAGGGACACGGCAGUGUGGCCCGCUCCAGGCUCUCCGCCGCUCCAGCCACUGCCACGAGCCCGUGCGCUCCCCGCAGCCGCCCCCGGCCCAGCCCCAGCGCCCGCGCCCGUCGCCGCCGCCCGCGGGGAGGAGGAUGGAGAUGCUCUGUGCCGUCAGGGUCCCCGCGCUGCUCCUCUGCCUGGGUUUCCAUCUUCUACAGGCAGUCCACAGUACAACUGUGAUUCCAUCAUGUAUCCCAGGAGAGUCCAACGAUAACUGCACAGCUUUAGUUCAGACAGAAGACGAUCCACGUGUGGCUCAAGUAUCAAUAACAAAGUGUAGCUAUGACAUGAAUGGUUACUGUUUGCAUGGACAGUGCAUCUACCUGGUGGACAUGAGUCAAAACUACUGCAGGUGUGAAGUGGGUUAUACUGGUGUCCGAUGUGAACACUUCUUUUUAACCGUCCACCAGCCUUUAAGCAGAGAAUAUGUGGCUUUGACCGUGAUUCUUAUUAUUUUGUUUCUUAUCAUCAUUGUCGGUUCCACAUAUUAUUUCUGCAGAUGGUACAGAAAUCGAAAAAGUAAAGAACCGAAGAAGGAAUAUGAGAGGGUUACCUUAGGGGAUCCAGAGUUGCCGCAAGUCUGA
Saimiri boliviensis boliviensis (Bolivian squirrel monkey) is the source of this 659-nucleotide messenger RNA. It is a transcript of the gene EREG, whose product is annotated as epiregulin. NCBI's taxonomy places the organism in Eukaryota, Metazoa, Chordata, Mammalia, Primates, Cebidae. The record is from RefSeq and is a predicted model, not a curated record. Gene Ontology annotation, molecular function: growth factor activity; epidermal growth factor receptor binding. Gene Ontology annotation, biological process: epidermal growth factor receptor signaling pathway; positive regulation of mitotic nuclear division; positive regulation of cell population proliferation.